This is a messenger RNA of Gigantopelta aegis, 3276 nucleotides long. Its product is annotated as E3 ubiquitin-protein ligase RNF213-like. The record is from RefSeq and is a predicted model, not a curated record. NCBI's taxonomy places the organism in Eukaryota, Metazoa, Mollusca, Gastropoda, Neomphalida, Peltospiridae. Bases 1 to 3276 code for a protein of 1091 amino acids. Gene Ontology annotation, molecular function: ubiquitin-protein transferase activity; ATP hydrolysis activity. The transcript is spliced from 21 exons.
AUGUUUCAUUCUCGCUGUAGACGAUCCUGGCUACAGUGUCUUGAGAACAAGAUAGUUACAGUCUUAGCUGGAGUGGUGGCCUUCCUUGACAUGAACAGGAAUUUGGACAUUAUAAGAGACAUGCCGAGUGAUCAUUGGGCUCACAUUCUGUGGUUGAGAAUUCUGCACAGUCCUCCUGCCUGUCAGCUCCACUACAAAGACUUGCUGUCUCCAGAAACUCGCCAGGAGCUGGGUGAGAUAAUUCCAUACAACACUGGAGUACACGGAAUACCUUUCACAGCAGAGCUGCCCUUCUCGUGGUUACUCCAACAGCUUAUUGAAAGUGCUCUCACUAAUGCUGAAAACAGUCGUCUCCAAGAAAGUGAAGAGAUCAGUGUGGAACAUGCCAAGCUAGACUUAGUAGGUCGUGUCAUUCUUGAUACUCCAUAUGGCAAUCUCUUGAAUGCGGUGUCUGCAGAAAGGGGAAGUAACCAGAGAGAGAUUAUCAUGGCCUACGUGAAAGAUUUUGUCCACACAAAAUAUCCUUGCUCGAGUCCAAAAAAACAUCAGAUUUUGUGUGAAGCCUUGGAAAUCUCAUCCAGACAAGCAAGGAUGGACAUAACAAGUUUGGACUUGAUGCCAGCACUGGUUGCAGUACAUUGCACUCACUCUCUUGUGAUGGGCAGACUACAGGCCUUCCAGGACAUUGAGCAGGUCUGGCCACAAGUGCUGGAUGCUGUGUGUCAGAUGAGGGAACAAGGAGGACAUGCUCUUCUCAACACUGAAGAACUGACACUGGAUGUUUUGGGCCUACUUCUGCUUCUGGAGCAGCUUGAACCACAGAAGGAACAACUGAAUAAGGAAAAGGGAAGAGCAGAAUGGCUGGAAAAGGUCAAAACCUUUUCACCAGUCAUUCAAAGAAUUUUUGACAGCAUUGACAACAUGGCCCUUGGUCUUGGAUCUGUGUGUCUUGGACACAUGACAGGAGCAAGAUGUUUGUGGACGAGAGUGGUAACUAUGAAGCUGUUUUUGGAGAGUUUCUCAGCCAAGGGAUCUAAGGAGAAUAAGAAAGUCUCUGAAAACCUGGUUGCACGAUGCAUGCCUCUUUGGCAGCUGCUGGGAGAAAAGGCUGACUUGAAGAAAAUCCAGUCGCUAGAAAAAGUUGAAAAAUUCCUUAUAACUGUUAACAGAGCUGUCCUCCAGAAAUUGUCAGAAAAACUAGGAUCAUGUUCUUAUUGUACAAGUCCAUUUGAAGCUCCUCCAGUUGUGUUGCCGUGCAGGGACAAAAUUUGUCAGAAAUGUUACAAUGACUUACUUGCCCUUGAUGACCACUGUUGUCCCAAGUGUCACAGAGGUAUACCAGCUGACUUUGACAAAUAUGCCGCAUCAGCACAGAAAGAUAUAUCAGCUGAACAUCACUGUUAUCAACGAUGUUGUAAUACCUUCCUCAUGUCAGUUGUUUCAAAUCUCUGCUUUGGAGGAGACACGGCUCCUGAGGAUGCCGUCAUUGAAAGGAUCCUGACUUACAUCACACGGAAAACGUCAUCACAAGGACUUGGUGUUUCAGAAAGACUACAGACAAAGCAGAUGACAGUGUUUGAUGAUCUGGUUGAUCCCACUCCAGUGGUGAGAUCAUUUCUGCUGAAGCUGCUCAUUCAAAAGAGUGAUGAACAUGUCCAGCAAUACCUUGAUGAAUUCCUCCAACAAGCUGAGAGACUUUGCCACCAAAAAGCUCAACAUAACUCUGGUAUUCUGCAGUUCAGUCUUAUGGUCAUUCAGUGCCUUGAGGAUCAACUUCAUGAAACCGCAGCCAUGGAGGAUUUUGACAUUGAGAUGAAGAUGGCAACUCGAUCUAUCAGUUUAGCAGUUCAAUACAUUGCAAGUCCCGCUAUUGAUAUGGCUAAAAUGCAUGUUAUUGCAAAUGCAAGGUUUGGUUUGAUGACUGCAGCCAAAUACCUUCAUAUGCUUGUAACUGAAGAAGCAAUUACAAAAUCAUCAGUCUUUACAAAAAUGCUCAGGCAAGCCAAGGAAUUAAUUGAAAUGGAAAACUUUGAUUGGUCAAGGAAGUUUUUCCUCAAGCAACUGUGCAGGGAAUUUGGAACAGACAGCUACCACAGAAUCUGUCAGUGGGAUGAAACACGAUGGCUUGCUUUAGAGGAUCCAACUAAUAAGGGGAAGGAAUGUGCAGACAGAUACAUAGUGUGUUCUGUAGACUAUCAGAAGAUCCGUGACAUGGUGGCUAAAACUCUUCUUGGAGAAAACAUGACUCAUUUGGAAACCAUGCUUAUGGAAAUGGCCAGUCCACUGAUUCGGAUGCAUCUGUUUCUAGCCAUCCACCGUGAAGUCACUUUGAAAUAUGUUCAACCUGAUGUUCAACAAGACCAAGCCUUGGCUAAAGCUGUGGAAAACCUUCAAACAUUUGCCGACAAUACAAAAAGUAUAGGCAAUGCCAAUGAUCUGCACCAGCUGCUACAGAAUCGCUUUGGACAACAAACUCCUCUGCUAAACUUCCAGCUAGGACAAAGUCUGAGAGAUCAGAGCAUCCUCUGCAUGCUGUUUCACUUUUCUCUUGUUCUGAGAAACUGUCCGGAAAAGAAGAACUUCUUACAUCCACUGAUUGCUAUGGCUACAAAUCCAGCUCUUUUCACUAAUUCUUACUUGCCAACAAUGCCACAAGAUGAUCUCUCACAGAUAAGGCAAGUUCUGACCGGUGUUGUGUAUUAUCGUUGUCCCAGAGGUCAUCCAUAUGCCAUUGGUGAGUGUGGUAGGCCAUACACAGAGAGCAGGUGCAAUGAAUGUGGUUCAAGAAUAGGAGGAACCAACCAUACAGCAGCUACAGGAAAUGUACAGGAUUCAGGAGUUGAUCAAACAAAGACUGGUCAUAUUUUGGGUGAUGCUAACCAGAGACCAAACAUCUCACCAUCAGAACGUAAACUGAGUAGUCAAGCUUGUGCCUUACUCAGAUUGCUUACUCAUGCAGCUCUACUCCUCGGCUGUGAUGUUAACACGCAGGCUGUUUCAUCCAUGGUGCAGCCGCCAGCUGUAUAUGAUGUGUGUCUGUUUUUUUGGAACCAUAUUCAAAAAGAUAUAGAACAACUUCAUAGAUGUGUGGGGAAAAGUGUUGAUGACAUUUUUCUAUUACUUCAUUUCAUCUUUCACCAAAUAUCUGAUGGAACUCGAGGAGUUGCUAUAGGAACAACCCCCGUGACUUUGUCAACAAAACAGGAAAGAGAAGAGUGGGAAGAAAGAUUUGCCGGCAUAUUUAUUUCUCCAUGUUUACAGGUAUCACAACCAUAG